AUGCCGUGAUUGUUUACAUAAGGGCACAUGCGACUGAUUGGAGCUUACAGUUCAUCGAUCAUAUGGUUAUAUCACUUUUGACAGCACCGCCAAAAGAGACCUGGGUUUGUCCAAGGACUUCUGGUAAGGAGCUGUACAUCUGAAAGACACUGGAGAAAGCAGCAGAAACGUCUGCGCUUGAGUGAGACCAGGAAAACUACCCUCUAUCUCCACUGCUGUGAUUCCUUCGUCAUAUUUUAGCGAUUCUACUACCUUCACCCGAACUUUUGUGAAGUGAUUGCUGACAACACAGAGUUCCUUGCUGUUCUCGUCUGCUUAAAGGGAUAUCUUUCCAGGUGUGCAAUGGAGAACUGAUAUCGAAGUGGAAUUGUCUUGAAUCAAAAUGUCCAAGCCAAUGGAUCACGUAAAGCGACCUAUGAACGCAUUUAUGGUGUGGUCCAGAGCGCAGCGACGAAAAAUGGCACAAGAGAACCCGAAAAUGCACAACUCCGAAAUCAGCAAAAGACUAGGUGCGGAAUGGAAACUUCUUACCGAGGCUGAGAAAAGGCCGUUCAUUGACGAGGCGAAACGUCUCAGAGCCAUGCAUAUGAAGGAACAUCCUGACUAUAAAUACAGACCACGGCGGAAGCCAAAGACAUUAAUGAAAAAAGACAAGUUUGCUUUCCCGAUGCCCUACACCUUAGGGGAUCACGAAUCGCUAAAAAUGAACGGGUUACCUUGUGGAACGCUCUCGGAGUCUUUAAUUGGGCAUCCGGACAAAGCAGCAGCAGCGGCCGCGGCUGCAGCAGCCAGAGUCUUCUUUAACCCUUCUAUAUCUACGAACCCGUACUCAUUUUUUGACCUUGGGUCGAAGAUGGCAGAAAUAUCGUCACCGUCAUUUCCAUACGCAUCCCCACUGGGGUACCCAAGUGGCACAACUGCCUUCUCCGGGACAGGGGCUGUCGGGAGCGGGACCCAUACGCACACUCAUUCGCACCCGUCUCCUGGAAACCCUGGCUACAUGAUACCAUGUAACUGUGCCGGCUGGCCUUCGGCAGGUGUCCAACCACCACUGGCCUAUAUUCUGCUUCCAGGAAUGGGUAAACCCCCGCUUGAACCUUACCCUGCCUACGCAGCGGCGUUAUGAUGCUUUGGACUGAACGGAAAUUUUUAUGUAUAAAGACAAUAUGUGCAAGUUUUAUUAAACGCAUGCACAUAUGUUUACAUGCGAUACAAGUCACGCCGUUUCAGGUUUAUCACAUGUUACGUGUAUAAAUGAAUGGCUUCAUACAAGGAAAUGUUUUCGUUGUUGUUAUGGAGAACUCUUUAAAACAGUACUUACAGCCGUUAAUACCACAAUACCCAAAGGGAAUUAUGAAUUGAUGGAUAAAGCGCUGAACCGUUAUGUAUAUUUCAUGUCCAUGAGUUUUUAAAAACUGUAUUUAUUAUUUUAUUUUUAUUUGGCUAUUACUUUUGGGCAGCAGAAGGUUCUCAAAUAAAAAUACAGUUAACUACAAUAACAGCAGUAUGACAUGGCACCUUAUUAGGUUCCAACCUGUUGCAAAAACACCUGAUAGAUAUAUUUGUUAGAACGGGGUAAUACUCGGCGCACGCAGGGGAAAGAUUAGUUAAUAUCAUUCACUUCUGAUUUAAAAAGAUAAUUGCGAUAAUUUCAAACAAUUGUUAGUGAGUAGCCACAACUGGGUAAGUUAUACUGUCUGAAAGCAACGUAGCUCCCAUCUCAAGGAUACGCCGGUAUUGCUAAAAACGUGCAUAUGUGUCCAGAUGAAUGAAGUCGAUGGAUUAACCGGAGAUUUAUCGCGUUUGUUUGACAAUACAUCCAGUGUAUAUUCUGAGCUUUUAAACGCUGUUUUACAGAUAUGUCAUAUUUAUUGUUUAGUGCAAGAAUUACUGUGGUCUGAUUGACGAGAGGGCUGAGUUUGUCCCAUAACAUUUGCACAAUAAACUUGGAAGUGCUUAUAGGGGGUAAAGAUUAAAUCUUUGCUUUCAAAGAAACGCAUUCUUUUAAACAAUCAAGUCUUUGUGCGUAGGCCUACAUUCAGUGCAGAUGCGUGAAACUGCUGAAAUGCACCGACAAUUGUACUCUAUAUGAUGACUGAUUGGCGUCCAUGUGCUCGUUUUUACUAACUCCUUAUGAAGUUGUAUGGUUUGUGUUUUAUUUAACAACAGUUACGUUCAUGUAUAGUAGACAUAUAAAUGCUACUCUGCUCAUUUGUUGAACAACGCCUUAUAAUAAAGUGUAUGCGGACAAAUAGAGGACAAAAA
This is a messenger RNA of Conger conger (European conger), 2265 nucleotides long. RefSeq names its product transcription factor Sox-21-B. The transcript is spliced from 4 exons. Gene Ontology annotation, biological process: anatomical structure morphogenesis; cell differentiation; regulation of DNA-templated transcription. Gene Ontology annotation, molecular function: RNA polymerase II cis-regulatory region sequence-specific DNA binding; DNA-binding transcription factor activity, RNA polymerase II-specific. NCBI's taxonomy places the organism in Eukaryota, Metazoa, Chordata, Actinopteri, Anguilliformes, Congridae. Bases 383 to 1126 code for a protein of 247 amino acids. The record is from RefSeq and is a predicted model, not a curated record.